Apis dorsata (giant honeybee) is the source of this 5116-nucleotide messenger RNA. RefSeq names its product regulator of G-protein signaling loco (gene loco). Gene Ontology annotation, molecular function: GTPase activator activity; protein binding. The transcript has 14 exons. Lineage: Eukaryota; Metazoa; Arthropoda; Insecta; Hymenoptera; Apidae. The record is from RefSeq and is a predicted model, not a curated record. Gene Ontology annotation, biological process: signal transduction. The coding region runs from base 467 to 4648 and encodes 1393 amino acids.
AAACAUCUUAUUCAUUAUUCAGAAGUUUAAAAAAAUAAGAUAAAUACUAUUGUGCAUUUUAAUGUGUAUAAAUUCUAAAAAUGUAUAUAAAAAUUAAAAAAAAAAUGAAUGAAAAAUUGAGUUUUAGUGAUACAGUAAUAUAGUGUAAGAGAAAGAGGUACAAGAGCGCAGAAAGAACGCCGUCACGAAUCACAGUAUAAACGGUCAAGAACCAAUUUGAAAUGGGAAUUGAUUAUCGAUGAUUAGUUCGGUUAAUCGUGUGAUAUAUAAAUUAUUAUAUUUUGAUACAUUUAUUUUUCUUUCGAAAAAAUUGAAAGAAAUAGAAUAGGUGAUGAAAAUAGAAUUUAAGUAAAGAUGAUUCAGAAGUUUUUUUGGAUCGUGAAAGUAUUAAGUCAAUGAUAAUCUGAUUUAAUUUUGAACAACUGAUUGAAAUUUUUAUGUUAAUUGAUGAAAAGAAAAUAUAAGAAUGCAUCAAAAUAGAAAGAAGAAAAAGCGAGUGAACUACGGUGUAAGAGCAGUGGAGGUGUUACGUGGAAUGAAAGGAUUUGGUUUUACGAUCUCGGGACAACAACCCUGCAUAUUGAGUUGCAUCGUUCCAGGGAGUCCUGCAGAUAUUGCUGGAUUACGAGCCGGCGAUUAUUUAGUAUCUGUAAAUGGUCACAAUGUUAGUAAAUUACCACAUGAUGAUGUUGUACAAUUAAUUGGUCGUUCUAAGGGUAUUUUAAGAUUACAAAUAGCUGAAAAUUAUUAUUCUGAUUCUUCGGAUGAAGAAGGAUUAACGGCAAUACGCUGCAAACCUAAAUAUAUUCAUAAACCUCGUGCAAGUAACAUUGGAGCAUUACAAUUACAAUGUAGAGUUGCUAAAGUCGUACGAGACUUACAAAGUGGUGCUAUGUUUGAUGUAGCUGGAAAAACACCACCUGAAUUGCAAAAUCAUGGAAAUUAUUGUAACUUACAUUAUCAUUGGGAUAUGUCUAGUCCUCUUCCACCUCCACCACCACCAACAUCUCAUAAAAGAGAUUCUGAGAAAAUAGUACAUAGAACAGUUGUUGGUUAUCUUGGUACUAUAGAUAUUCCAAAUCAAUUACAUCCAUCGUGUAUGAUGCAGGUAUUGAGAAAAUGUAUCAAACGGUUGAAAGCUGAAAAAAGAAAUCCAACUACGGUAUUGUUAACAAUACAUGUAGCAAAUAUAAAGCUCACUAAUUCAGAAAAUCGUAUUAUAGCAGAAUAUCCAUCCUAUAGAAUAAUAUUUUGUAAUUCCUUUUCUGAACAGGACAAACAAUAUUUUGGCAUAUUAACUAAAUCUGUUAAAGAUAAAGAAAAUAUUGUUUCAAAUUCUUGUCAUGUUUUUACAAUUUAUUAUAAAUUAAUUGACCAUGUAGUACAUUCUAGUGUAUGCAAUAUAUUUGGAUUUACAUGUACCAAAACUUCUGAAUUAAAUGUAUGUCAGGAAUUUCCAGAUAGUUGCAAUGGUCUAAUAGGUGCUAUACAAACUCUAUACAUAUCAGAUUCUGCAGCUACUGAUACAAAUCCAUAUAAUGAAAUGCGAAGACACCAAGAAACAGCUUCUCCACAACCGAGCAAUAUAAGUACAUCAACAGCUCAUUCAAGUAAUAGUGAUUCUGGAAUUGGUUAUAAAGAUGAUUGUACAAGCCGUUCUGAUAAAAAUAUUAUUCAAAAUGUUUCCCAAAGAAGAUGUCCAACUUCAGAAUAUAGGGAUACAUGUGAUUAUUCAAGAUCAUACAAUAAUGAAGCGGAUUUAAGAUUAACGGUACGAGCUGUAUCAAAUACUUGUUGGAAUGAAGCAAAUAAAUUAAACAUGUACAAAGAUAAUUUGAAAUUGCCUCGUGAAAGUGUUGUUUUUAAUGAUUUUUGCAAUGAAAUAAAUACGGAAGUGGUAGAAAAUUCCGAGAUGAGUUCCGAUACACAAAACGGAAUAAAGAGGGGGGAUUUGCCCACCUGUCCAUUGCCAUCUGCUUCAACAGUUAAGCAGGGGUUGCUUAGUUCGUCCGUUGGUUCUCUCGUAUCCGUUUGUACUAACGCGAUGUUGCAUGGCUUAGAAGAUGCCAUUGAAAUAUCUGAUGAUUCUGUAAUCAAAUCGAAACAAUUAUCGAAAUUUACAAGAUUAGCAGAAUCAAAAGAAAUUGGUAUACCAGAUAAAUUUAGUCCAAAAGUUUUUUCUGGUAUUUCCAAAUCUUUAGUGCAUAGUUUUGAAGAUCUUAAUACGAGCAUGGAUUAUGUUCGACCACUGUGCCAAACCUAUUCAGAUAAAUCGGAUAAUUCACGUCCCUGGGGAAGUUUGCAAGAAAUACGAAAUGUUGGAACUUGUGUGCAGAAUAUCUGUUUGCACGGUAGUACAGAAUUAUGUAAUAAAAAUACUGAUUGCAAAAAUAUACAUGCAUGGGCCAGUGGUUUUGAAAAAUUACUAGAAGACCCAAAAGGUUUACAAACAUUUGCAGAAUUUUUGAAAAAGGAAUUCAGUCAUGAAAAUAUCUAUUUUUGGGCUGCUUGUGAAAGGUACAAAGAUACUAAAGAUGUUUCUACAAGACGUAAGUUGGCUAAUCAAAUUUACCAACGUCACUUAUCUACUACAGCAGCAGAACCCGUAAAUGUUGAUAGUCAUGCAACUGGACAAAUAACACAAGAACUUCUUAGUGAAUCGCCUGCUGAUCUUUUUUUACAGGCUCAAAAACAGGUUUUUAAUUUGAUGAAAUUUGAUAGUUACCCAAGAUUUUUAAGAUCUGAUUUAUAUCGUCAUUGUGUAGAAACAGGAAAUUCUAUAAUUGGAGUAGAAGAUUGUGAUUUAAAUCUUACCAGUUCUCCUAGUGUAAAAUUAAAAAAGAGUCAUUCAGAUGCAGAAGAUCGAUGUAGAAAAUCUAUUCUUCCUUGGAAUAGAAAAAACAGAUCUAAAUCAAAAGAUCGUGGUGAAUCUGAAUAUAAUAAAGGUCCUAAUAGAAAUGAAACUAUAUAUAAAAGUUUCACAACUAUGAAAAGAGAAGCAGAAGGUAACAAUAAUGACGACAGUAUUUCUAUAUCUAGCAGUAGAUCUUCACUUGCAUCAUGGGAUUUGGCAUUAAGACAAUCAUUUCAUAAACAUUCUUUAUCGUCCUACGAAGGACAGUCAAAUGAAACUAAAGAAGUUCGUGCCAAAUGUACCGGGUUAUGUCGGGUAAUAUUACCCGAUGGAUCGACUACGGUUGUGCCAACUAGCCAAAUGGAGAGUAUUAAAGAUGUGGUUACACGCCUCCUUGAUAAAAGAGCUCUCAGAUAUUCUAACUAUGAUGUUCUAAUCCUAGCUACAGAUGAGAUUAUAGAUGCAAAAUAUCCUUCAUCAGUACUGGCUGGUCAAGAAGUAGAAGUUGUACCAACCAAAAUAUUGAAAGUAGAUUUACCUUCUCGGCGAGUGAUAACUGUGAUCGCACAUAAAGGCAGAACUCUUAAAGAUGUAUUGAGGCCGCUUCUAAAUAAAUAUGGUUUUAAUUUAGAUAUGGUUACUGUAUGGAGUGAAAAUCACCGUAUUUGUAUGGAUAUACAAGCUAUUGAUGCUCCCGUAAGACUGAUUUUAACAAAUAUAAAAGAUCAAGGUAAAAUAUCGGAUUCCCAAAAAGAGCUAAACACAAUUAAGUAUACACAUGAUGCGUCAAAUUCACAAUCCACUUUAGAUGAAAUUACAAAUAGAGUAUUUGAAGAACUUUUAGUGGGCAAAGGUUCGAGUAAAUAUCAUUAUAACGAUGGCUCGUGUAAGUCUGAUGAUCAACGAUCUGAGGGUUCAUCUAUUUUGCCGAGCAAAUUUUUCCUUCGAGAUUCUACAAUGCAUGGAAAGAAAAAGGGAGGAAAGUCUAAAUGUAAUAUAAACGAAAAAAGUAACACGAACGAUUAUGUUCCUGAAGAAACUACUAAGUCUCAUCCUCCUUUAAUAGCGAAAUGGCGGAACGGAGUGAAACUUCAAUUACCAGGAAAAUUUGAUGGCGAAGAUUUAUAUGAAGGUUUAAAACGAGCACAAAGAUCUAGAUUGGAAGAUCAAAGAGGCACGGAAAUUAAUUUUGAAUUGCCAGAUUUUUUAAAGAACAAGGAAAAUGGUAAGCCGGCGGAUCGCAACAAAGUUCGAAGACCUAGGAUAGUAUCUACCAAUUGUGAAGCAAACGCCAAGUUUUAUAGUUCGAUUCAUGAACGGCAAAACCAUAGCGGGCAUGAUCAAAAUACAACGAUGACAACAUCAAUAACAACAACAACAAUAACAACAACAACAACAAAAACAACAAUGAAGAUGACGGCAACAACUACGUUGGCUUCAUCAAAGAAUGAAAAUAUCGAUGAACGAUUCCAUGUAUUGGCUACUGGAAAAGAGUUGCAGAGUAAGUCUCCAGAUAGUUCGUUCAUAUUAGAUACAACUUUAACGGAUGGAGAUCGAACUGUUGUAGAGAACGGAUCUUGUUCCCAAACUACUGGUUUCGGUUGUUUCGAUACUCAAGUCAACUCCGUAGGAGUAAACAAAUCAUCGAAACCUCCUCCGCUUCCGCCAAAACCAAAAAAUCUUAUAACAUGUGCAACGAAAACUGGAUAUAUUGUAUCUCCGAAAUCUUUACCAAAGUCUAAUUAUGCUGUUUCUUUAAGUCCUACCGAAUUUACUCGAAAAAAUAUUUUAUAAUAUAUUUGAUUAAGAAACCAAUAUUUAUGUAUUGGUUCUUACAUAUUUUUGCUUUUAGAGUAAAACGUGAAAUGUUCCACAAAAAAAGCAAAAGAGUGUUAUCUAAUCAAUUUUAUUAUAUAUAUUAUGUAUUCAUAUUCGUAAAAUGAAGUUGUACGAAAACGAAAGAGUUGGUAGUAUUAUUUAGUGCCUUUUAGAAUUUCGAUAAUAAUUUUGUAUCAUAAUACUUUUGAUUAAUGUAAAAUAUCUGAUUCUUGAAGAUGUUUAUUUUAGUGGUAUUCUUAAUGUGUUUUUAAAUGUAGUCGAUACAUAUUUAUGGUGUUUUUACAAUACAACUGUUACUUUCCUAGUUAUAUAGGAUAUAUAUUUUAUAUAUUGUAAUUUAUAGCGAAUGUUGUUGUACGUAAAUGAUGAAAAGAAUAUUUGAGAUUUUAUAUGUAUUAAAUAAAUAAUAUAAACUUUGUUUUA